UGGAAAGACACACUUCGAUCUUGUGAACAGUCAAAGCAAAGCUCAAAGCCAAAAAGCAUUAACAUGAAAUUCCUGGUUGUCUUCAUCUUUGCCGUGACGAUGGUGGUUGCAGUUCAGUCCGCAACGACGGAAAGCAUUACGAGUUUGAUCAACUCGAUCGAAUCCGAGCUGGAAGAUUUGGAAGACAGCGACUAUAGCAGCGAUACUUCUUCUUCGCUCUCCACAUACCCAUCCUCCUAUUAUUCAACCUAUACUUCAACAGAUACGACAACAGCCAAACCCUUCAAGCAGCAAAUUCUGUCGAUGCUCUUCAACAAGAAGGGAUAAGUGAAUCAUCCAAGCGACCUGCCUGCUACAAUUCAACAAUGAAAAUGUAAAUCCUAUUUAUCCCAAAAUAAAAUUAUAAUUAAACAUAAA
Molecule: messenger RNA, 417 nt
Organism: Drosophila sulfurigaster albostrigata
Lineage: Eukaryota; Metazoa; Arthropoda; Insecta; Diptera; Drosophilidae
Exons: 1
Coding region: 64-327 (87 amino acids)
Source: RefSeq, a predicted model, not a curated record